AUGCACUUCACCAAGAACACUCUCAUGCUUCUCGCCAGCUCGACGGGCCUCGCGUCCGGAGCCGCUGUUGGCCCGUUCUACCCACACAGCAAACCGGCUGCCGGCACUCCGGUUCUGGCAAAUGCGCCUUACCCGAACACCACCAUUGCCGGUAUCACUGUUAUCGACACCCCUAUUGUCCGCUUGGCUCAGGAGUACACUCGCAACCACAGCACCGAAGCUGUCUACAAGCAUCAAAUGCGAUCUUGGAUCUUCGGAUCUAUCAUCAUCAACGCCAACGAGACCUUGAAGAACAGCGUCGACAUCGAGGUGCAAGCUAUUGGCGCCAUCCUACACGACCUUGGCUGGGACACGUCGCCCAACUCCCCGGUCUACACCUACGACCACCGGUUCGAAGUUGACGGUGCCAUCGCUGCCAGAAACUUCAUCGAAAAGUACGGUGAUGAGAACUGGGACGCUCGCCGCACGCAGCUUGUAUGGGACGCCAUCGCCCUCCACACCACUCGCACGAUCUCCUACUACAAGGAGCCCGAGGUCCAGCUUGUCGGCAUGGGUAUCGCCGUUGACUACGACAAGGCGGGUGCUGGUAUCACUCUCCAGAACUUCAACGACGUCAUCUCGGUCUUCCCUGACGACGACCUGAAGAAGGCCACUAACGAUACCUUCAUCUACAUCUGCGCGACGAAGCCGGCUGAGACAUACGACAACCAGCUCCAGCCGUGGGGUGAGCGAUACGUCGCGAACUACUCGACUGUCGGUAACUUGAGAAUCGACAACAUCUUCGCAAACCUAUAA
Annulohypoxylon truncatum is the source of this 795-nucleotide messenger RNA. RefSeq lists its product as uncharacterized. NCBI's taxonomy places the organism in Eukaryota, Fungi, Ascomycota, Sordariomycetes, Xylariales, Hypoxylaceae. The transcript has 2 exons. The record is from RefSeq and is a predicted model, not a curated record. The coding region runs from base 1 to 795 and encodes 264 amino acids.